Gryllus bimaculatus (two-spotted cricket) is the source of this 2134-nucleotide messenger RNA. NCBI's taxonomy places the organism in Eukaryota, Metazoa, Arthropoda, Insecta, Orthoptera, Gryllidae. The record is from the annotation of a GenBank genome assembly.
AUGUCGCCGUCGCUGUCGCUGCUGACGCCGCAAAGUGGAAUGACUUCCCGUUUGGGCGCUUACGUCUCGCGUUUAUAUUGGCCUGGCGAAUUGCGGCCCGCAGUGCACGACGCGACGGCCAAGCCGUCGGCGGGGCUGCUGAUGUCGGGCAACGUGCUGCUGUACGGCGACUACGACGCGUGCCUGUGGCGCGCGCGCGAGCCGUCGGGCGCCGUGCAGCCGCGCUACUGCCUGGCGCGCCUGCAGCCCGAGCUGGCGGACGCCGCGGCCACGGGCGCGCGCUCCCCGCGCCUCGCCGCCGCCUGGCAUCGCUUCCGCUCCCUGGACGUCCUGCGCUCCAACAUCGACGACCCGGGCCACCGCAUCCCGAGGAUCAGCGCCGUGCAGUGGGGGCUGUGCGUGCCCGCCGGCUGCUCAGCCGACGACGUGCGCGCGGCGCUGGACCACCGCCUGCAGCCUCUCGCUGCCGCCGCCGGCCUGCGCCUGGCCGUGCGCGUCGCCCCCGACGACUGCCAGACCACGCCCACCUGGUGGCCCACCCCCGCCUUCACCGCCGGCGUGUUGAUAUUUGGAACCCUCCUAAUAACGUGCAUUGUAGCCACUAACGUGGGUGAGAUGUGGUCGGUGCUGGCGCGCGGGGCCAGCCUGUACACGGACCCGUUCCUGCUGCUGAGCGGCCUGCUCUCCACGCACGCACUGCUGCGCACCCUGGACCGCGACGGCCGCCUCCACUGGCCGCGCGAGUACGCCUCUCGUGUGCUCAGGUUGCUGCCUUCUCUAGCAGCUCUUAUUAUGUGGUGCACGUUGGUGUUGCCCUGGCUAGGAUCGGGUCCUCAUUGGAACCUGGUGGUGCGCAAGCACGCUGAACUCUGCAAGACCACUUGGUGGCGCAACAUGCUCUUCAUCCACAAUUACUACGGCUUCGAGAACAUGUGCCUGGACCCACACGCACCAACGUCGGCACGACACGCAGCUGUUCCGCUGGGCGCGCGCUGGCGUGGCUGCUAUGGAAGCGGCGGCCGGGCGUGGGGCGCCACAGUGGCCCUGGCGGCCGCUCCGCGGCUACUUUCCGCGUCACCGCGCGCGCGCCUCACCAGACUUCUGCACUGGGCGUCUCGUGUAAUUGGUAGAGUUCUGUGUUGGCCAGGUUUCCAAGUGACUACUCGCCUCUCGUAUGCUCUGUAUCUCGUUCAGUUUCCCGUUUUCUUCUACAACGUUGGCAGCGCGCGCACAGAUAUUACAUACAGUUUCUUCCUGUUGUUCAACUUUCUUGAAUUUGGAAGCAUCAUGCUAGCAUCCAUAGCACUAACCAUCUUCGUGGACUUGCCCGCGCAGCAUGUUCGAUCCUUGCUGCUCCGAAACAAGAGGAUCAGUGACACCACAUCCGACAGGAACACAGUACCACCAUCCACAUCAUCGAAAGCAGCAGACUAGUUUGCUCCUCUUCUUACUAGGAAGAGUAUAAUGAUGGAUGGACUUUGUUGUUUGUGUGAUCGUGAGAGAACGUGUACAGGAGUGGACUGACCAUUAUUUUCCUACGAUGUGUGUUCGAAUGUUGAACAUGAACAUCUGUGGCCAUUACAAGUACGGACGGUGCCCGCAGGAAGGAAUCUUCAUGUGUCCAUGGAGUUUUCAUCUUAUGAUUCGUUUAGAAUUUGCCCGGCUUCCUUGAGAGACCGACAGAGCUCGUCUGAGGGCCAUAUACGGCAUGUUUAGACCUCCGAAAGAUCUAAUUCAGGUCUGCCCAACUAGCUUCAGAAGAGCGCCAGCGCUUGUGGUAAUUUGGAGUUCCGCGGGGAGAGGGUCGCUUGUGAUGGGGAGAGAGGGUAGAGUAGGCAGCGCCUUUUGACGAAAGGGCAAGCAAAUGGCUAUCAGAAUGAUUUGACGCACGCGACUUGUAUCGCUUACCUCAUGACAAAUUCCCAGAGAGGGGAAGCUGUGAAUGGGGCGCAAUGAACGCUUUGGACAUUCAUAAGUUCAUUUUCUUAAUUAUACAAAGGGUUAAAUAUUAAUUUAGGUGUAUACAAAGAACAUACAAACUUAAUAAGUUAUUAAAGCAUUGUUUAUUUUUUUACUAUUGCCGAAUAAGUCAGUAAAAAGCCAAAUAAAAAACAUGCAAACAGUUAUUUUCAUC